UGUAUAAAUACGCCGGGUUGUCAAACAGUAAAGUUUCUGUGGAUCCUCCGUGCAAACUGUCAGUGGAAGGCAAACUGCAAACGUUGUCACCGGCCGAGAAUCGGGGCAGCUGCAAAAAGACAACAAUAACCUUAUUAUCUGCUCGACAUCUCAACGGGCCGCUCGACACACCCGCCUAGAAAUCGGGGAAUUAUAACAGGACGCCGCGGUGGACGUGAACCGGGCUUCGGUGAUGAGAGUUGUGACCGAACGCCCUCAUCACAUUUUGCUGAGGAAGGAAAAAGAAGCUAACACCCGCUGCCCCUGCCGUCAAGGUGCCUUUAACAUGGUGACACUGACAGAAUCAAACGCAUGUUAAUAAGCCAGAGGACAAAACUCCUUUUGCAGUUGCAUCACCUUCAGCACGUUCACGCUAAACGCCCGGCUCCCACCACGGCCCUGAGCAGGUGCAGCCAUGCAUCUAGAAGUGAAGGUUGCUCUCAACUUCAUUAUGUCCUACCUGUACAACAAGCUCCCCCGGCGCCGGGCCGACCUGUUCGGCGAGGAGCUGGAGAGGAUACUGGUGACUCGCUUUGAGGGUCACUGGUACCCUGAAGCCCCUCUCAGAGGUUCGGCCUUCCGCUGCUUACACCUGGGGGCGCCCAGGGACCCAGUCGUGGAGCUGGCUGCCAAGAGGAGCGGACUGGACACGGAGGAGGUGCGCGCGAACGUGCCCGCCGAGCUCAGCGUCUGGAUCGACCCCUACGAGGUGUCCUACCAGAUCGGGGAGAAGGGGGCCGUGAAGGUGCUCUACCUGGAAGACCCUCCAGGCCUGGGCUGCGACGCCGACCGAGCCGAUCACGUGAUCCAAGAGGUAACGGUGGAGGCUGAAGUAGAGGAGACGAGGAACGUGGGCUUCAACCCCGACGCCCAGGUGUUCGUCCCCAUCGGCAGCCAGGCCUCCCCCGCUCUCAUGCCGUCGCUCUCCAGCUCCCCCACGCCGCUGGCCGCCCAGCCCUGCCCCGGCCUCUUCAGCUACCCCAGCUCCAGCACGCCCACAGACCCCGCCGCCCACUCCUCCAACACCUCCACCCCGUCCCCUCCCAGCGGGGGGCUGCCCUACCUCCCCACACAGCCGCCGCCCGCGCUUCCCACGGCCCGCCCCCAGCCCAUCACCUUCACCACCGCCAGCUUUGCUGCCACUAAAUUUGUCACCAAGAUGAAGAAGUGCAGCGGCGCAGGAUCGGCGGCCGGCUCCGGCGUCGUCGUCCCACACGCCCAGAGGAUGCUCUCCCGCUCGCCGACCACCAUCUCUGCUCCCGAGCUUCUCAAGCACAAGGCCCUGUCGCUGUCCCUGCACUCCCUCGGCGGUCCCGUUCCCAGCCAGCUCCCCAAUGCCAAAGAGUUCGUGUUCCCAGGAUCCCCGGGCCCUCUCUACUUCGAGGCCGACCCCCAGCCCAUGCAGCCUCACGCCAGCCCCUUCCAGCCUCCCCACGCCGUCCCCACCCACCCGGCCUUUGACCCCUUCUCCAGCCCACCUCCGGCCCAGAGCGUGGGCAAUCAUUGGCAGCACGCUGGAAUCUCCUACAUGGAGAAGCCGCCGUAUGUUGAGGAUUUGGGAAGCUACAACCUGCAGUAUUCGAGCCAGUCCUUCCAGCCGGUGGUGCUGGCCAACUAAGCCUUCGUUAGCGAAAAAGGGCUGUAGGAGGAGCUGGGUGUGGGCAUUGAUGCACCACAUAUUUUCAGUUUUCUAUGAAUUUGUUCCAAUACUAAUAAAAGUUAAAUUUUAGUUUUCCUACAAAGAUUUGACCCACAGCAGUGAUUAUUAAGGUAUUGGUUUUGUACCUUGGUGACCUCCAACCAUCACCCUUUGUCCUUUGCUGUUUGUGUUGGCUUUGAGGUCACGUGGGGGUGAGACAUUGUCCGUCUUGAUUAUUUGCAUUGAAUGGUGCGGCGACAGACCCUUGGUUCCCCUCGUAGUCUAAUGGACCCGGCUCUAGCAUCGCCUCAUUUUGCACUGCACUGUCAUGAUGUGAAAAAGGAGCCAAGUCCUGCAGGGAGCGAUGGCUGUGGAAAGCUCAGCACUUUGCUCUGCAAUCUGCUCUGCCCUACUUGAGAAGGGGGGCUCUGCUGUCUGCGUGUCGCUCUGUUUGCUGGGGAUCAGCGUGAUCCACAGACCCGCUGUUUGUGCACCGGGGCCCUUUAUCCUUGAGAAUCACUCAUGCAAAGGCAGAAUCUGAAUGUUGUCAGUGGGUGUGCAGCGGAGGCAGUUUAUCAGCUGGGAUGUGAACAUGACAACGCUCCCAGUGAAGGGAGAGGAACGGACGGAGCCGCAGUAGGAGAACCUGCAUGGAAGGUCAGGGGAACCUUGGUGCCAUGAACGGCCAGGGUGUUUCAUGCAAGACGAUAACGCGCUGAUGCCUCCAAGUCACGGCGUUGAUGCGCAUUCAAAGACGGCGCGUGCACCAGUGCACACGCGUGUCCGCCUGGUUCGCGGCGUGUGAAGGUGAACAGGCGACGGGGGAGGGGACGCAGCGCUCAGCUGCAGGGAUUGUGAUAAAUGUUUAGCAUGACUUGGCUAUGAAGGAGAGGUUUUCCUCCGCCGCGUCUGGAGACAGAAGGAAAGUGGAGAGCAAAGCGGCUCGAGGUUCUGUUGCCUCUGUAGCUUCCAGGGUUAUUGGCUUAGGAGAGUGACACUUUAAAACCCAGAGCACGUUCCUGGUGAGCUUAAAUGCUAUUGAAGCCAAAGACUUGCAGUAUUCUGUCCCUCCGCUUGAAAUUCUUCAGUGAUCUCUGCUCGUUCUGCCUGCUACAAAGGGGAAACGCGCGCGUCGAGGGGUUCCGUCCUCCCAGUUUUAGCUUGUUGGAGGCGUUUGCAGCCGGGUCGUGUGACGUGAGCUGCCCUGCACUUAUGACCCGUCACCCACAGACAUGGGCACGCAACCGCUAGUUUAUGGCACGUCAUGCAGCUUUAAUGAGGUGGAUCCUGAAGGCACCACAGCGACGCCGCUGCUUCUGUCCGUUCCUUUUGAAUGUUCUCUACGUCCCUUCAGCGUUUCCAUGACGGCCGCUCGCGCUAGUGCCGUCGUGUCGCGCAUGCAGAUUUUAGUUUCUCGAUUUCUUGUUUUCUUCUAAGGGGACCGGUGGGAGGCAGACUCUGUAAAUGUUACCAAGUUGAGGGGAAAAAAAAGAUGCAUUUCUAUUUUGUUAUUGUAAUUUAUUUCAAUAUUUCUAUAUUUUUGUUUUGGCAAAGUAUCACUUACAUUUGUACGAGUAAGCAGUCCAGGAAUAUGUAUAUAAAAUGUUCUUACGUUCAUAUUCUUUGUUUAGUUCUUACAUGCCGAGGUUUAUUUUUCAGAAAAUAACAUGAAUAUAUGCAAACUGAGUCAAUAAAAUAAAGAUGUACAGAAUAAAGUAUUGAAUGUGUAU
This is a messenger RNA of Betta splendens (Siamese fighting fish), 3408 nucleotides long. RefSeq names its product protein Tob2. NCBI's taxonomy places the organism in Eukaryota, Metazoa, Chordata, Actinopteri, Anabantiformes, Osphronemidae. Gene Ontology annotation, cellular component: cytoplasm; nucleus. Gene Ontology annotation, biological process: regulation of gene expression. The record is from RefSeq and is a predicted model, not a curated record. Gene Ontology annotation, molecular function: transcription corepressor activity.